This is a messenger RNA of Helobdella robusta, 561 nucleotides long. RefSeq lists its product as hypothetical. The coding region runs from base 1 to 561 and encodes 186 amino acids. Lineage: Eukaryota; Metazoa; Annelida; Clitellata; Rhynchobdellida; Glossiphoniidae. The transcript is spliced from 5 exons. The record is from RefSeq and is a predicted model, not a curated record.
AUGGGAAAUUUACAUAAAAUUGGAGGGUCACACAACAAAUCUGAUAUAAUUUUCGUAAUCUCUAUGUCAAAAUACAUAAUGAAAAAAAAAAAUAGAAUGAUGAAAAUAGAAGUUUCAAAAAUCCUUUUGCUUUUAUUCCUUACUGAUCAAUUCAACGGCGGUGAUAGUAAAGUGCACCAAAGGGUCACUUGCUCUAAAGGCACUGUUCUACACAGGUUCAACAAUUCCAAUCAGGAAACCUGUUGCCUGGAAGUUACUUGCUACGCAGGAACAGAAGCAGGGGUCUGCAAAGAGAAAAACAAACCAGCUGAAUGUAUACCAUGCGCUGAUGACCACCGACAAGACAGAAGCUGCCGCAGUAGCGACAGGCGCUGCAUUUGUGAAAAAGUUGAGAAAUCGGACCAUUUAGUUUUCCUGCUUGCGAUGGUUUUGUGGCUCCACAGUGUUAACCCAAUUGCUUUUGUCUCUAAAGAACUGAAGAGGUUGAAGAGGAAACUUGUUGACAUUGCAAGACUGAAAUUCGGAUCUGAAAAUUACAAAGUUACUGUAGUUACGGGUUAA